Somion occarium is the source of this 1724-nucleotide messenger RNA. The record is from the annotation of a GenBank genome assembly. NCBI's taxonomy places the organism in Eukaryota, Fungi, Basidiomycota, Agaricomycetes, Polyporales, Cerrenaceae.
AUAACUUGGCUGCUUUCCCAUCCAUGCCCUCCCCAUAAUGACUGUAUGACCCUCGGAAAUUACACAUCGUGACCACUAUGAACCGUACAACAUAUCCCUCCGACACCCCAGUCACUACUAUUUUCACGGUGCCUCUCCAGCAUGUUCGUCACGACGAUGAAGGCCUAUCUAUACCAACUCCAAGGCAAUCGACCUCGCGUCGUGGCACUCGUAGGCUCAAAGUACCAACCCCUUUGCAGAGUCUCUACCUAGGAACCAAGGAAACCAUUCAAAAUAACACGGGAAUGCUCCUUGUAGCCGCUUCUCAGGUCUUCUUCUCUCUAAUGAACGUAGCUGUCAAGAAGCUCAAUAGUUUGGAUAAUCCGGUUCCUGCGCUAGAACUUAUCAUAGUGCGAAUGGGCAUCACAUGGAUAUGUUGUGUAUCCUACAUGAUGAUUGCCAAAGUUCCAGAUCCUUUCCUGGGGCCUAAGGGGGUCAGACUCCUGCUCGCUUUGCGAGGUUUUGUCGGGUUCUUCGGCCUAUUCGGAGUGUAUUAUUCCCUACAAUACCUAUCACUCUCGGAUGCCACAGUACUUACAUUCCUCGCCCCAAUGUUCACUUGUGUGACGGGUGCACUGAUAUUGAAAGAAGACUUUCAUUGGAAACAGGCGGUUGCUGGUCUUUGUAGCCUUUUCGGAGUCGUUUUGAUCGCACGGCCAGAUUUCAUAUUCGGUCACAGAAAGCAUGAUGGUAUCACCCAUCUUGUGGAAGGUGUUGACCUUGACCUCAAUCCUACGGAUGGUGUACCUCCUACCCAAAGACUAGUCGCCGUUGGGGUUGCUUUGAUCGGAGUGUGUGGUGCAACAGGGGCUUACACAACCAUUCGGGCAAUCGGGAAACGGGCACAUCCCAUGCACAAUCUUGUCUCGUUCUCCACACAAUGUGUCAUUGUUGCCACUAUAGCGAUGCUGGUGCUGCACACACCAAUAGUCCUACCCACGCAACUUGACUUUGCCGCCAUGCUUGUCAUGAUUGGUCUCUUUGGCUUUUGCGCUCAAUUUCUUUUAACGUUGGGUCUCCAAAGGGAAACUGCAAGUCGUGGUACUAUGGCCGUCUACAUCCAGAUCAUAUUCGCAACUGCGUUCGAGAAAAUAUUCUUCCACACAACACCUUCACCGCUGUCCAUCAUCGGCACUAUCAUCAUCAUGUCUUCCGCGGUCUAUGUUGCUGUUACGAAGAAUAGUAGUGGUUCUAUGAAACGUGCACAACUCCAGGCUGCAAUGUUAGAAGAUAUAACUCUGGAAGAAGGCUUACUAGCUAACCAAGAAGGAGACGAUGAGUCUGAUGGUCAAAAGGCAAUUCCACUUCAGGAUGUUGUCAUCAUGAAAGAGGUGCCCGAGCCUGUGCAUACCGAAAGGGCGAGCCUGGACAAAUUGUCUUCGGGUUAAAUAUCUAUCGUCAGGUAUACUAGAGGGAAUUUGAUUGCUUGGAUUAUUAUGGGACCUUUAUUUCAUCAUGUAAACUAGAGGGUCUCCUGCGCGGAUUGAUAGAAACGCUAGUGAUGAGAAAUGUGGUGAGUGGGGUGUUCAUCACACGGGUCUGGUGCUGCAUCAGGCUGCAUCUGGAUCAAAGGCGGCUUGAUAGGCUGUUGCCGUCUUGCAUUCUACAACCAACAACUACAGUAAAUAUUGGCAUGUACAGUACACGAGUAUAUAGUCUUUUCUUUGAUCAUUCGCUCAGCUCAC